AUGCUUGGAGGCCCAGUGCUGCACCGAUACACGAUGAAUGUUGGCAUCGGCAUCGCGUGGUUUGAGAUCUUUGAUGCGGCGCUUGCACACCACCCUACGGCGAUCUUCCUUGAGGAUGACGUUGUGCCUUCUCCGCACGCCGUCGUCGUCUUUCGCUCGCUGCUCCAGCGCUACCAGGCGGAUGUAAGCGUCUCUGGCGUGACCGGCGCAUACCAGACACACCAACCAUGCAUCAACAGCGAUGGGCGCAAACUUGACCAGGACGUGGCCGUCGACAGAUGGACGCUCAGCCAUGACUGGGCAUUCGCUCACUGGCGUGACCGCUGGCUGCGCGCGCGACCAACCAUGCUGAAGUACAUGGCCAUCAUCGAUGGCCAUGACUACGGCCGCGCGCCUGCGAAGGAGGUAAUGACGUGGCACCGGCAUAUCGGUAGCAACGGUAGUGUCCACUCGCAGGACCAGGCACGCAGGGCCGCGUUCCGCGCCUCCGGGUACUGUGGCAUGGUGCGCACGCGUGCGCGGCGCAUAUUGCCUAUUGGCCGGCGAGGCACGCAUAUGAGUGACGCAAACUUCCAGCGCAUGGGGCUCCUCGACGAGGGCAUCGACACAUCCGAGCGGCAGACAGGGACGCACGCGGCAAAUCUGAUGUUGGAAUGCGCCACUUGCGACUUGGCUCGGGCACGACACCGAAAUACGCGACGUCUGGCCGACGCACUAUGGAUCGCGGGCGCGUAUUUACAUAACAUGGCCGAUCUGUGCAUUCUGGGCGACUACAUAUGCGUAGCAAGCCUCGAUAUCCUCCGCGGCAUAUGCGGUUCGACCGGUCAGAAGUUCAUACCAGACCAGCCCAAGGCUAUAGAUGUCUGA
Messenger RNA from Emiliania huxleyi CCMP1516, 867 nucleotides. RefSeq lists its product as hypothetical. Bases 1 to 867 code for a protein of 288 amino acids. The record is from RefSeq and is a predicted model, not a curated record. Lineage: Eukaryota; Haptophyta; Isochrysidales; Noelaerhabdaceae. The transcript has 4 exons.